This is a messenger RNA of Manihot esculenta (cassava), 1948 nucleotides long. RefSeq names its product protein DEEPER ROOTING 1. NCBI's taxonomy places the organism in Eukaryota, Viridiplantae, Streptophyta, Magnoliopsida, Malpighiales, Euphorbiaceae. Gene Ontology annotation, biological process: gravitropism; regulation of growth. Bases 838 to 1653 code for a protein of 271 amino acids. The transcript is spliced from 6 exons. The record is from RefSeq and is a predicted model, not a curated record.
ACCUAUGAUUUAAUUAAAGUCUCUUCCUUCCAUGAAUCGAAAGCACUAGAAUGAAUAAAUCAAUGAUAAAUCCAAAGAAAUGGUACUAUAUUAGUAAACAAACCAUCCCAAUCAAAGUAUCCAAGUACAAAUUUGGUGAAUUUAUAUCUACCCAAUUGCAAUUCUCCAUACAAUUAUAUAUAUAUUUGAAAAAAAAUUAAAAUUAAAUUCAUAUAUAAUUAAUUAAUUAAGCUCUUGUUUAGUUUAAAUUUAUUAUCUUUUUCAAGAAAUUAAGUAAAAUAUAUAAAAUUAGAAGAGCUCGUGUCACUUCUUCAAUCGUUAGAUUACAAACGUAUAGGGAUUGAACCCAACUUUUUUUCACUUCCCUCUUUGAAUUUGCAGUUUAUACUUUAAUCGAAUGGACAACAUUUGUGCCACGAAGGUUGUCCAAACAAAAAGUCCUAUUAAAACCCAUGUGUUAAAAAAAUUAUUUAAUUAAUAGUUGGAAUUAAAAUAUAAAGAGAAUGUCUUUCAUGGUUAGAGGUAUAUAUAUGUGUGUGUAUGGUAAUGGGGGAGAAAUGUGAUAUAGGGAUCAGAGAUUUAGGAAGAUAAAGAAGAAAAACAAAUACAAAGAUAUAAAAGGCUGUGUUUGGGAACUUGAACCUGUAGAAAUUAACCUUGCUCAAGCUUCAGCUCUAUAGACUAUUAGCUGGUGGCUCCAUCAAAUUCAUCAAAAUCCCAUCUUUGUUUUGAUUUUUCCAAAGUUAGAAAUCAUUCUCAUCACGCCAUCUUUAUUUUGCCACCAUUUUUACACUCAGUGCAGCUGCUUAAAGCUCUCAUAUUUCUGCACCAUCCAAGAUGAAGCUUUUCAGUUGGAUGCAAAAUAAGCUCAACGGGAAUAAACAAGGGGUCAAUGGAAAACCAAAUGCUGCUUCAUCUACUUAUAAUGUGAAACAAGAUUCUCGAGAGGAAUUCAGUGAUUGGCCUCAUGGAUUGCUUGCAAUUGGAACUUUUGGCAACAAUGAAUUAAGAUCAGAAAAUGUUGAAAUCCAAGAUGUUCAAGAAGAAGAAGAGGACCCAUCUUCCUCAGAGGAUUUACAAGAUUUCACAGCUGAAGAGAUCGGAAAAUUACAGAAAGAAUUGACAAAGCUUUUAUCAAGAAAACCAACUUGUGAUAAAGAAAAAGAAGUUGCUAAAACUCUCCCAUUGGAUAGAUUUCUGAAUUGCCCAUCAAGCUUGGAGGUUGACAGAAGAAUCAGUAACACUGUCACCAGUGAUAUGGAUGAUAAUGAAGAAGAUAUUGAGAGGACAAUAAGCGUAAUUCUUGGUAGAUGCAAGGACAUUUGCGAGAAAAAUAAAAAGAAAGCAAUUAAGAAGAAAUCCAUCUCUUUCCUUCUCAGGAAAAUCUUUGUUUGCACAAGUGGCCUUGCACCACAACCAAGCUUGAGGGAUACCCUUCAAGAAUCAAGAAUGGAAAAGCUAUUGAGAACAUUGCUUCACAAGAAGAUAAACCAUCAAAAUUCAACCAGAGCAUCAUCAGUGAAGAAAUAUAUUGAGGAUGGUAAACAGAAAUCAAAGAAGGAAAAUGAAAAAGAAGAAGGAAAGAGGAAUAAGACUUGUGAUGGAAGCAAAUGGGUGAAGACAGAUUCUGAAUACAUUGUUCUAGAGAUUUAAAUUUGCCUGCAAGUUUAAAAAUUUACAAGGGUUUACAUUAAAAGAUUCAUGUCUGGAUUAAUGAAGAUCAAGAAACUUGAAGGUGGCUUCUUGAAAUUUUUUCAUGGUUGCAUCUGAGUAGAUUCAGUGCAAUACAUGUUAUAUUUAAAUCACUGCCCAAGGAUUUCUGUAGUCUGUCCUGGCAAAAGCUAGACAUCUUGUACAAUUUUUUUCUAUUUUAUCAACUUCUUUUUUAAGAAAAAACUUUUUUUUUAAGGUAAGUUUACCCUUCGUAGUAUAUUUUUAACAUGAAUAA